AAUUUGUGGAUUGAAGAAUGGCUGUUUUUCAGCCGACAGGACAGAAAAGAUUGACAAAUGUUGCAGUGGUGCGGAUGAAAAAGGGAGGAAAGAGAUUUGAAAUAGCAUGUUAUCCAAAUAAAGUAUUGUCAUGGAGAAAUAAGGUUGAAACAGACAUUGAUGAAGUUUUACAGACCCAUACAGUGUUCACUAAUGUUUCUAAAGGAGAAGUUGCAAAGUCUGAUAUACUGAAGAAAGCUUUCAGUAAUGAUAACCAACCAGAAAUAUGCUUACAGAUUUUAGCAAAAGGGGAGUUACAAGUAUCUGAAAAAGAAAGGCAUGCCCAGUUAGAAUCAAUGUUUAGAGACAUUGCUACAACUGUAGCAGAUAAAUGUGUAAACCCUGACACAAAUCGCCCAUAUACAGUCACACUGAUAGAAGGUGCAAUGAAAGAUUUACAUUUCUCAGUCAAACCCACCAAAAGUACAAAACAACAGGCAUUAGAAGUCAUUAAGCAAUUAACAGAAACUGAAACCAUAAAAAUACAGAAAGCUUUCAUGAGGCUGAAAAUUACAGUGCCAGCUAAAGAUGGAAAAAAAGUAAGGGAGAAAAUAAGAAAGAUUGCAAAGAAAAUAGAAUCUGAUGAUUUUGAUGGUGACUUAGAAAUGGUGAUAUUGGUCGACCCUGGUUGUUUUCGGGAAAUAGAUGAACUUGUGAGGCAUGAUACAAAGGGCAAAGGACAGCUAGAAGUAAUAAGUUUGAAAGAUGUGGAAGAGGGAGAUGAAAUGAUGUGAACUGCAAUAUUUAACCACUUUAUUAUUAUUAUAUAUAUAUAAAAUAAAUAUAUACAUAUA
Molecule: messenger RNA, 833 nt
Organism: Mytilus californianus (California mussel)
Lineage: Eukaryota; Metazoa; Mollusca; Bivalvia; Mytilida; Mytilidae
Product: ribosome maturation protein SBDS-like
Exons: 6
Coding region: 18-773 (251 amino acids)
Biological process (GO): ribosome biogenesis; cytosolic ribosome assembly
Source: RefSeq, a predicted model, not a curated record